GAAAGAUCUUAUCAUCAUGGCAACUUCAACUGUGUUACACCCCUUGCUCCUUGUCAUCAUCACUUCCUCAUUGCAAUCUGUGCAUGGAAUUGUACGGAAUUCUCCGACAGUGUUCACUGAGAAACCCCUUCAUGGAUGUGACUAUGACAUGGUUAAGAAGGAGGUUUCCUGCAACUAUAAACAACUGGAUGACGUUCCCCAAAACUUUCCUCGGGACACCAAGUACCUUGACUUGUCUUAUAACCAAAUCACCAUUCUUUUGAACUCUUCGUUCAAUGUAUACCCUCUUAUCAGUCACUUGAUUAUUGUUCAAAACGAUGUGAGAUCUAUUGAUUCUGCUGCUUUAUACCCUUUGAAGUUCUUAAGAUAUCUGGAUCUCUCCAAAAACUUCCGUCUUUUGCUUCCGGUAACGGACAUCUUCCUGGUGUCUUCAAAACUUUCCCAUCUCGACCUGAUAGGAUCAAACCUAACAUCAUUCCCAAAUAACAUGCUGAAGUCGACUACACAUCUACGUCUUCUACGUCUAACAGCAAAUUAUUUAUCUUUUAUCAAUGUUAGUUCUUGUUCUAAAGUAGAUGCCGUUUAUCUGUCCAAUAAUCGAAUACAACGCCUUACAGCAGAGGAUUUCAUCUUUCCUUGCCAAACUGACUCUCUCAGUCUAGUAGGUAACCCGAUACAAUUUGUAGAAUCUACUGUCAUUGCAUCACUUAAAGUCCAUUCAUUGAGGUUAGGUGGAUAUCCUUUAAGUAACGAAGUAUUAUCAAACAUCAUCCUCGGAAUCUCAAUGUCCAAAAACAUCAAAGAACUCGGUAUCUUCGGAGGCUCAAUCGGUACCUUUCCAAAGUAUUUAUUUGAUUCACUGUGCAACUAUUCCCUUUCUGUAUUGACCUUCAAAGAGAAUCACUUGAAGAACCUCCAUCCUUUUGUCUUUUCGAAUUUGACAACACUCAAACAGUUGAUUAUCAUUGAUAAUUAUGUCUCAAUUGACAAUAUUCAACCAAAUUUUUUUGAUGGUAUGCACGCAUUGGAAGUGUUGAACAUGAGCAACAAUGGUAUAUUACAAAUAAAUCCCAGCAACCAGAAUUGGACUUUGAAUGUAACUCACAUUAACCUACGAAAAAAUGCGUUGAGAACAUUAUUCGUGUCUGCAUUUCAUGGUUUAAGAAACUUAAUAUUAUUGGAUCUUCGCGAAAACAAUCUUGUUGAACUUACACUUACUGCCUUUUCAAGGCUAAGAUCAUUAUACUUGAACAACAUCGAAAACCCAUACGGUGUAUUGCGUCCGGGUGAAUCGUUUCUAACUCUAAAAUCUCUUGUAGAUCUGAGAUUGCGUCACGGUUACAUUAAUGGUGCUAUUCUAUUUAACACGGAAGAAAAAGUUUCUCUGUUUGAUGGUUUAUCCAAUCUUCGCUUUCUAGACUUAAGCGAGAAUCAACCGUUGGGUAUCGUUCUACCGCAUGAUGUAUUCAGGCAACUAUCUGCUUUACAGGAGCUAACUUUAGAUGAUUGCCAUAUCAGGCAUAUUAAUCCUCUUUUGUUCUUGGGAUUAAGAUCACUUCAGAAGUUGAGUUUGAAAGAAAAUAGAAUUACCCAAUUAUCAUAUGAGUUCAUGUUUUUGUUUCAUUUAACCGAUAUUAACUUAAACGGAAACGUUAUUUCGUAUUUGGGACCAUCGACGUUCUCAACUAAUAAGAAGCUUUCAAUUAUUUCAUUGGCUCACAACCAAUUAACGAACCUUGAUCAGCGUACUAUCAAACCGAUCAUUUUCUCCAUCGUAUCACUUGACCUAUCAAACAAUCCAAUUAUUUGUGAUUGUGAUCUAAACUGGCUUGUUGGUUUGUUGAACAAGAACCUGCACUUAGCACAGGAAGAUAAUACGCACUGUUCACAGGCAUCUCUUAAGCCUUUUCGUCUAAAACCUCUGACCGAUUUUGAUCCGAAUGACAUCUGUACUAAUAUCAAUGUCUUUUCCCUGUUGGCUCCGCUGUCAGUCUGUUGUUUGUUAUUCAUCAUCCUAGUUGUAUUUCGCAACCGAUGGCAUUUGAAAUACAAGAUCUUUCUCCUGAAACUAGCUGUCUUUGGAUACAAAGAGAUAAGAGACGCCCGGGAUCACAACGAUUUCGAGUAUGACAUCAACAUCAUGUUUUAUGACGACGACGAAGAAUGGAUUCGCGAACAUCUUCGACCUGCUCUCGAAGAAAACCUUCCACAGUUCCAGAGGAACGUCUUUGGUGACGAAGGCCUUGUCCUUGGUAUGCAUUACUUAGAUGCUGUGGAUCACGCGGUGACCCAUAGUUACAAGACCAUCAUCGUACUCAGUAGAGCAGCUGUGAGAGACCACUGGUUCAUUCUUAAGUUUCGUACGGCCAUGGAUCACGUGAGUGAUACUCUGACUGAAUUUGUACUGGUGAUAUUCCUUGAAGACAUCCCAGAUGAUGAAGUGCCUUUCUUGGUGAGGUUGUAUCUAAGUGAUGGCAGGCCUUACAUCAACUGGACAGAUGAUGUAAGAGGACAUGAAUAUUUCUGGAAUGAGUUGUCAAAGAGGCUGACCAUUAAUCUAAGGACAAAUGAUAUGAUCCCAAACGAGUAGCAUUCAGAUUUAAAAUCACAUUUAUGACUUUUAUACAUCACUCACACUACGGAAAUAGGUCCAACUUUACACAUCUACCAAUGUCACACUGGAAACACCUUUAAAGGCGCCCCAAUUUCUGAAAGGUGCACAUUCGCAAUUCUGGGAGGUAUACUGUAGGUGCAGAAUUACACCUUCAACGGUUCUCCGACUGUGAUAUUGAUUUCAUAAGUACCAAAGUUGCGAAGUUGAAGCUCCUUUUUGUUAGAGUGUUGAAUUUUCCAGAUCGCAUUCUAAUGAGUAUAAAAGAGGAGUAUGAUCAUAAAUAUUACACUUACAACGAUUGAUGAUUUUGAUAAUAAUUAUAUAGUUUCAUUGUAAAGAAAUGCACGUUAAAGAAAGGCAAUCAUUUAUGGUUUUAAAUAAAACGACUAUUAUGCGCCAGAGAGCAUGUAGGCAGCAUGGCGCCCACAGCUGGGGUAAUAAUGCGCAGUUGAUUAUGUAAUAAAUUGCGCAAUAUAAAUGUAUUGUUAUUAUCAUUAUUAGAUGUACUAUUGGAAUACGAUUUACUACACCUAAAAGAAAAUCAGAUUAUAACCAUCAUUUAGGCUACCUGCAUGGUCUGGAAAGUAGACUAUAAUAUUUAUAUAUAUUUGUCGCUAUUUGGACUAAUGUGCUUCUUGUUGCCAUUCGUUGCCAUUUACAAAAUGAUUUAGAAUUAGGUAUUAUAUUUUUAACAAUUUUUUUUACAUAAAGACGAAAUCUAUGAAAUAAAUAAUAAAUUUAACUGAGUUUGAUAUAUUGAAAUUAAUAAAGAUAAAAGUAUUUGAGUGGCGUUAGUGCCAUUGGGGUGCGUAGGGAGGGAUGGGUAAUCUGGCCCCUGUGACUUUUUUUUUCAAAUAGUGAAAACAAAACAACGUCAAAACCCUUCGUUUGACUACAAGCAAAUAUCAAAAGGAUAAUACGAAAAUACAUUUAUUCUUAAUAUUUUUAUCGAUUGGGUUCAUACAAAUAAAAGUGAUAUGCAUAUAUUAACGCUUUUUCUCCAAGAAAUGUAUCAAUCCAUCAUUAUCAUAAUCUAAAGUACGAGGAAAACCAUAGACCUACACAAAGAGUACAUGCUUUCAUAGGUUUCUGUACUUUUCUGAUUUCGUAUGUGGUGUAGAUCAGCAGAAAGAUUAUUUUAGAUACUGCAUUUGGUAUGUGAAGGUUUGUUUUGAUCAUAAUUAUAGAAACUAUAUUCCCUAAUUGAAUUUCAGGGGUGCAUUCUGUGUCUGAUUCGAAUGUAAGAGGUUAAAGGUAUUUUCUUAUAUUUUUAAGACUUUGCAUGUAUAUUUAUAGUUUUAUACAUUUCAUGAC
This is a messenger RNA of Lytechinus variegatus (green sea urchin), 3928 nucleotides long. Its product is annotated as toll-like receptor 4. Gene Ontology annotation, molecular function: protein binding; transmembrane signaling receptor activity. The transcript has a single exon. The coding region runs from base 17 to 2590 and encodes 857 amino acids. The record is from RefSeq and is a predicted model, not a curated record. Gene Ontology annotation, biological process: immune response; toll-like receptor signaling pathway. NCBI's taxonomy places the organism in Eukaryota, Metazoa, Echinodermata, Echinoidea, Temnopleuroida, Toxopneustidae. Gene Ontology annotation, cellular component: membrane.